Messenger RNA from Yamadazyma jaroonii, 279 nucleotides. NCBI's taxonomy places the organism in Eukaryota, Fungi, Ascomycota, Pichiomycetes, Serinales, Debaryomycetaceae. The record is from the annotation of a GenBank genome assembly.
AUGGGGUUAGGUAGAAUCUUUCAUUAUUCUGUUGAUUUAGUUUUAGUAUCAGUGAUCUUGGCGGGUAUUCAUAGAAACACUGGCUUAGUGUUUGAUACCUCCAAUUUAUCAUCCAUCGACUUCCGUAGAUGGUUUGGCAAUUACUUAAGUUUCGGCGAACUGUGCUACGAUAAGUUAGUGUCAUUAUUGAAGUAUUCUGGGUAUUUUAAACAAAGAAAUAUGAUAGUUGAUUAUUUGACCAGAGAAGGAACUAAGGUUUUAGAUGAGAAGAAGGCUUGA